This is a messenger RNA of Colletotrichum destructivum, 1802 nucleotides long. RefSeq names its product Putative 6-phosphogluconate dehydrogenase, NADP-binding, 6-phosphogluconate dehydrogenase, domain 2. Gene Ontology annotation, cellular component: mitochondrion. Gene Ontology annotation, molecular function: 3-hydroxyisobutyrate dehydrogenase activity; NADP binding; NAD binding. The transcript has 3 exons. Gene Ontology annotation, biological process: L-valine catabolic process. The record is from RefSeq and is a predicted model, not a curated record. Lineage: Eukaryota; Fungi; Ascomycota; Sordariomycetes; Glomerellales; Glomerellaceae. Bases 502 to 1524 code for a protein of 340 amino acids.
GAUUGGAGUAUUUACCACCCAGCUCAUGAUUUAUUUUUUCCUAUUUUUCCCGUUAUGAAAACGCAAAUCAUGAACAACGACACCUGACGAUAGGCUCAUUCGCCACCUCGGACCACGCGCGUCCCGAUUAGUGAGGUCUCUGUGAACCAGGGGCCCUCUUUUCUCCAAUCCGGGGCCGCUCCCGCGCGCGUACAUGCAAGGGGGCUUUGCCUUUGCAGGCUUGGGGGAGGGACAGAGUGCGUUGCUUGGAGGAUGGCUAACACCGGCAAUGGGCGGCUCCCCGGAUAACCGUCCACCACCUAGCUUCCCCCGCAGUCUGAGAGACACGGGGAAGGGGAGGAGGAGGUGGUUAAGCUCGGCUGGAACGCAUGCAGCUUAUCCUCCCGCUUCGGUGUCUUCUGAGCCGUACUCUAUCCUCACUUAUCAUCAUCGUCCUUCAUUCGUCGCUCUUCUCUCGUUCGGCGGUUUUGGUUUUGUUGGAACUUGUAUAAAAAAAAGAAAAUGCGGGCGCCCACGACGUUACGGACUUUCAGGCUCGUCCAACGCCGCGGCUUUGCGACAACGCCGCGACGGCUGGAGAGCUAUGGCUUCAUCGGCCUUGGACAAAUGGGCUACCAAAUGGCCAAGAACCUCCAGGCGAAGCUGAGCCCCGCGGACGAGAUCCGCAUCUUCGACAUCAACAAGACCGCCGUCGCGAACCUGGCUAAGGAGAUGGGCCAGUCGCAGGUCAGCGGCGCAAAGGUCGCCGUCGUCGAGACCGCGAGAGAUGCUGCGACAGAAGCUGAUACCGUCAUCACUGUCCUCCCUGAACCAUCCCACGUCAAGGCCGUGUACGCCUCCAUCCUCGCCGACCUCCCGGCAAGGGAACGUAUCUUCAUCGACUGCUCGACCAUUGACCCCUCGUCCUCGCGCGAGGUUGCCGCCUCCGUCGCCGCCGCCACCGCCUCGCAGUCCUCCCCAGGCCGCCAGAGCGUCUUCGUCGACGCGCCCAUGUCGGGCGGCGUCGUCGGUGCCACGGCGGGGACACUCACCUUCAUGCUUGGCUGCGACGCCGGCCGCCUCCCGGCCAUCGAGCCCACGCUCCUGCGCAUGGGUCGGCGCGUGCUGCACUGCGGACCGCAGGGCACGGGGCUCUCGGCCAAGCUGGCCAAUAAUUACCUGCUCGCCGUCAACAACAUCGCGACGGCCGAGGCCAUGAACCUCGGCAUGCGGUGGGGUCUCGACCCCAAGGUGCUCGCCGGCGUCAUCAACGUCAGCACGGGCCGGUGCUGGCCGAGCGAGGUGAACAACCCGGUCGCUGGCGUCGUCGAGGGGAGCCCCGCGGGGAGGGACUACAAGGGCGGCUUCGGCAUUGGUCUGAUGCGCAAGGACCUCGGGCUGGCCGUCGUCGCCGCCGAGGAGGCCGGCGCGCGGCUGGAGCUGGCGGGAAAGGCGACCGAGGUGUACGCCGCGGCCGAAGCGGAAGAGAGCUGCAAGGGGCGGGACUUUUCCGUUGUGUAUCGGUACCUGGGUGGUAAGGAGUAAGCAGACGAGGUCUGGAAAGCACUUGGAGGGGUUUGCAAAAGGAAAUGAUCAGAAAGACUCGUGAGGGAGCAACACUAGACGAACGAUGAAUCAAUGAAGAGCGUAAAAGGCAUCACCGAAAUACGUCGCACCAUCCUGCCGUUGACGGCCCCGGCGCAAUUCUCUUCUCCCUGUUCGUGCCCGCCUGCGUCUUGGCCUCGGCCUCCCAACUCUUCUCCAGGGCCCUUGGCUUCCCUCUUUUCGAGGUGGUCUACGCAGAGCUCGCUGCCCACCGCCUU